ACUUGCGGCGCGCGCGGCCCUGAAAGACGCCGGCGUUGCCCCGGCCAGCGAGACCGCUCUUGUCUCCUUUCGCGCCUCAAGAAUCGCCAGCAAACACAUCUUUUUGUUUGUUUCGAGAGCACGAGGAAACUCUUGCGGCGGGAACGCCUCCACAUUGCAGGAGCUCUCGGGUCCUAUGGCAGCGCUGAGGAUUCUCGAUGUCUACUGACGAGGUCGGUGCGCGCGCUUCGUGGACGUCGAUGAAAGGCGACCAGCAGCAGCAGCAGCAGCAGUCCGAGGUCACCGUCGACUUCUACAAAAAGCUGGUGAUCGUGGGUGAUGGCGGUUGCGGCAAGACGUCCUUGCUCAGCGCUUACGUCACCGGGGUCUUUCCCGAGCGCCUUCGCGCCACCGUGUUCGACACCGUGAUCACAGAGGUCACUGUCGGCAAGAAGAAGGUUCGUCUCAGCCUGUGCGACACGGCCGGCCAGGAGACGUACGACGUUCUGCGCACGCGCAGCUACGCCGACACCGACGUGGUCGUCAUCCUGUUCUCCAUCGACGCCCCCGAGAGCCUGGACAACGUCGAAGCCCGGUGGAGUCCCGAGGUGAAGCACUUCAGCCCCGACGUGCCCUUCCUGCUCGUCGGCAACAAGAAGGAUCUCAGGAACGACCCGGACACCAUCGAGGUCCUCCGAGAGCGGCGGCAGAGUCCGGUCUCGUACCAGGAAGGACUGGCUGUCGCCAAGAAGAUCAAGGCCAGGGGUUACCUCGAGUGCUCGGCUAAGGAUGGCACCGGGGUUACCGAGGUGAUCCAGAAGGCCUGCCGUCUAGCUAUCGGGCCAAGGAAGUCGAACUUCUUCAUCAAGCUCUUCUGCCACUCCUGCACCUGAGACUGCAAGCACCACGCAGGAUACCAUUCGCACGUCGCGCGCGAAAAUCGCGCACCUCCUCUGCGAGUCAUCGACUACGCAAUCGAUCAUGCCGCGAGAGGUUUACAGAGAACAAAAAUAAGACGCGCGCGACUCUCGCGCAUGACCAACCGAUGGGUUGCCAUUAAAAAAAAAAAAAAAAAAACAUCGCACCGAAGUUCAGCACAGUUAGUUGGGAACUAUCGAUCGCGACCAUGCCAGAUCGGGAUCGAGGGGGCCCCUGUGGCAGCGGGAUAACAGACGUGGAUCAAUAGAAUUGAAGUAUUAUGUGCUAUAUGCAUGUCUGGUCCUUCCAGUCUGUUGUUCACGUCUGUUAAGGGCAUCUAUAACGCAUUCUUAAUAGAUAAGACAGGCUGUCAGUUUGAGCGCACAUCCACGACACAUGCAUGCUAAAGCGAUGACGCCAUUCCACGCUCUAUUUUAAACAUUACACGGACCGUGCAAAACAGUUUGACAGUUUUUUCUCAGAAGACCGUAUGUUCUGAGGUUAAGAACUUCGGAUCGGAGAACGAAUCGGUAAGGUGAUCUGAGCGCAUGUUUGGAGAUGGUCGCAGGAACAUGCAAUUUGCACAUCACGGCAGCAUUGCGAAGUCUAGUACUUCUAAGUCUGCAGACCUCGCUCAUGUGUGAAGGAAGUCUGCAGACUUUGCACACAAUUUUGAAGAUGAGAAUGUUGCUUUCGCCAUUUUUUACCAAGCUGUUUGGCGCAAUAAUGUUUUUACUGUUUUUACGACACACACUUAUCAAAUGUAUAUAUCAGAUUAUCUUACUUUAGUAGCAAACAAUAAACUUUCUGUUUUGACAUGUUUCA
This is a messenger RNA of Dermacentor andersoni, 1722 nucleotides long. RefSeq names its product ras-like GTP-binding protein Rho1. NCBI's taxonomy places the organism in Eukaryota, Metazoa, Arthropoda, Arachnida, Ixodida, Ixodidae. The record is from RefSeq and is a predicted model, not a curated record. Gene Ontology annotation, molecular function: GTP binding; GTPase activity. Gene Ontology annotation, biological process: small GTPase-mediated signal transduction.